AAUUAUGGCCGACUAAUUUUCGUGGAAACCUGGAGGAAAUUAUUUUUACAACGAAUUGUCUGCCAAAAAUGAUUCAGUGUAACAAAAGAUUUUAAGAACGUCUAUAUGUUUGGCAUCUAUCAUUUGUUUAUACUGACAACAAUAAGAGAGAAUAUCUAUGCUAACAUUGAUCAUUGUUUCAGUUAUUGCCUUGAUCUCCAGUAGUGAAGGUACAAAAGUAAUGUAUGGCUUCUCGAGUAGAGUGGGAAGAGGGAGUCUGGCACGAACUAUAUAUAACCGUGUGCUUGAAGAUGAAAAUCACAGACAUGACAACCACAGCUAUUGGUAUUUUGUAAAGCGCUCAAGUUUACCAGCUGAUCUGUGUGACAGUUUUCUACAGUUAGACCAGGACAGUGAAACUAGUGAUUUCCUCGAGAAUUGUUAUGAGAAGUCAGACUGGGUGUUCAUGCAGAUUUACCACUCUAUUGCCAAGUCUUUACUUAGCUGGUUUAUGGAAAACACCUCUAUAAAUGGUUGGCUAGGCAGAGGGUCGAUGUUUGUAUUUUCUAGGCAACAGUUUAUGCAGUUAAUGGACAUUGAUGUAGAUUGGAAAGGAGAAAAUCUGUUAGACCUAGGUGCAGGGGAUGGUGAGGUUACAAAAAUGAUGGCACCUUAUUUCCAUCAAACUUAUGCCACAGAAACUUCGAAACCUAUGGUUAGAAGGCUGACUGACAAAGGAUACGGUGUUCUAGAUGUUGAUUCCUGGGAUGAUGGAUCACUGACGUUUGACCUGGUUGCAUGUUUGAAUCUCCUAGACCGCUGUGAUAAACCACUCAGUAUUUUACAUUCCAUUAAGAAAGUUUUAAAGCCAGGAGGCCGAGUUAUUGUAGCUGCAGUUCUGCCGUUUAAACCCUAUGUGGAAUUUGGACCAUCUGACAAUAUGCCAACAGAAGAGAUAAUGGUUAUGGGUAGAACAUUUGAGGAACAGUCAACAAGUUUUGUAAAAGAUGUAUUUGAACCAGCUGGUUUUGAGCUUGUCAAGUUUUCUCGGGUGCCAUAUUUAUGCGAGGGAGACCUGGAAUCAAGUUUUUAUGUUCUACAUGAUGCUCUUUUUGUGUUGAAACUAAGUGAAUAUGGUUGAAAUGUGAAAAUGUAAGAAAUACUGCAAAAAGAGGAGUAUUGCAUACAAUAAUGAUAUGGUUCAAUUUUUUGCCUUGUUCAAAUAAUGAACUUAUACAAUCUCUAAGAAAAAAUAUGUACAAAAUAUAUUGAGAUCAGAUCUGUUCAAAUUAUAAAUGAGCAUGGAUGUGGGAUAAUUUUGUACAUUUGGCUUCUUUCGUGCUUCAGGCAUGUGUAACAAGCUUGGUUAAUCUGAAAUGGUGUAAGGUUUCUCACUGACAAUGAAUGGUAACAUAGGAAGUGGUGUAAGGGUUUUUAUAUGCUUUGUUGCUUUGAUUGUAAUUUAUUUUGUUUUUACGUACAUUUUUAUUUUGAUCAAGGUUAUCACAGUCAAACAAACACCAAGUCCAGUCUGACAUAUCAGGCGAUUAGAGACAUAUCACAACAUGGGAACAAAUACUGUCAAACUAUUCCAGUUUAUUAGAAUAAAUGUGUAUAGAUAUAUUGUUUAGCAUCAUUUACAUCCUGAAGCAAAGGUAAAUUUUGGAUUGUCAGAUAGUACUUUUAUUUCACUUUUACCAUAUUGUUAGAAAAAAAUUGUAUGAAACACAAGUCAGACGGCAGGGGAAACCUUAAUUUCUAAAGUUAUGUGCUAUAUACAGUUACAUGUAAAUUAAAACUAUAAUUGGCUAUAUACCAUAUAUGUUUUAACAAAAAGUGACACUGGUAUUCACUAACAAAAUAUUCUAUAGGAGCAAAAAAUAGCAGGGCUGCUUGAUUUUUCAAAGGUUAACUUGUUACUGAUGAUUUAUAAUGGUGUAAGUUGUUUUUAAAGUCCAUGGCAGGGACAACAAUAUAACCCACAUUAAUUAUUUCAUUAUGUUUUAAUUCUAACAUGCUUUAAGAACCCUUUAUAUAUUUCAUACUCGCAUACCAAUAAUAAUAAAUACAUUUUCAUAAUAACAGUUAUACCAAUAAUUUUCAUUGAAUAUUGACAGAUACAAAUCAUUGACAUAUUUCAUUAUGAUAAUUGCUUAUCAUUGAGGAGUUUAUUUUACUUUAUAGAGUGAAAUAGUCUUCCAGUGAGUGUUUAAGGUUUUGUUUCCUGGAUGGUGCUUACAACAAUGUAAAUAAGGAAAUAUAAGAAUGAAAUAUUUUUCCCUCUAUAUUGUUGCAUAAAAGCUUGUGGUCUUGUAAUUAAAAAAAUUCCCAGUAAACUUAAUCAUUUUAAAAAUUAAAGGAAACUAACUAUUAAAGGGGCUCCACUGAGGUUUUUUUUUGACAUGAUGGGACUUGAAAUACAUUUUCGAGAAAAAUAUUCCAUUUGUUGUAGGACCAGACAAAUAACUUGUGUGCAAAAUUUCAGAUCAUUCACUCACUCUGAUAUUUCAGAUAAAUUAUUCUUUAUCCAUAAAAAUGGCCUUAAAUUUUCACUCAAUAGCAUAAAAUACGAUUUUUAAUUUAUUUCCAAGUGUAUUUCUCAAAUAUCUUUUGUAUAUCACUAUGUUUUAAGUGCCUCAGCUGAUCUAUGUCAGAAAUUUGAGUUUUAUAGUUUAGGCUUUUUGACUUCAGUGGAGUUCCUUUAAGAUAUCAAAGGGAUGUUGGUACCUCUUUGUUCCGGGAACUCUCAUAGAUGACAAUAUUGACCAAAUUUACUCUAGGUUUAGCUGAAUGAAA
This is a messenger RNA of Ruditapes philippinarum (Manila clam), 2775 nucleotides long. RefSeq names its product protein-L-histidine N-pros-methyltransferase-like. The coding region runs from base 158 to 1120 and encodes 320 amino acids. The record is from RefSeq and is a predicted model, not a curated record. The transcript is spliced from 7 exons. Lineage: Eukaryota; Metazoa; Mollusca; Bivalvia; Venerida; Veneridae. Gene Ontology annotation, molecular function: protein-L-histidine N-pros-methyltransferase activity.